GUAUAUAUAUUUGUUGUGAAUGAGAAUGAGAGGUAGUAGGAAUUUAAUUAGUUUAGAGUUAAAGUUUUUAAAAUAAUGGUAGUGUGAUAUUUAGUUGAUUAUAUAUGUAUAUAUGUAUGUAUAUGUUAUUUUUAAAAAAAAUUAUGGAAAUUAGUAACUAGUAACUUGCUACUUUGUUUAAUAACUAGUAAGUAAUUUAAUAAUUAAAAUUUUAAUUUGGUUGUAUAUUGCAUUAUGUUAUAGGUUGUGUGCUAAUAUUUGAGAGUCGAUCGACAUAUUUCGGUGUUGAUCGGAUUUGCAAUAGAUAUGGCCAACUCGAGUUCGGGAUCUGAUUCAGACCCAGAGGCAGAGUGUCCAACCACAAUACCUACACGAGGGCCGACGCAAAUGAAUGAAAUAUAUCCAAACUAAUGGAUCAGGGCAAAAGAGUGGCCCUCGAAGUUAAUGAUAAAGGUCAAUACUGUGGAAAAAGCUAUGCGAAGCUCGUAUCCACUCUAGGAGUCAGAUGUCGGCAGACAAUAGGGUUGGCUUAUAAAAACUGGAAAGAAGUCAACCCGACUCUGAAAAAUAAAGUUUGGAAAGACAUUCAGGUAAGCUAUUAUUUGUUAGAAUUUUGAUUUGUUUUUCUAUUACUCCAAAUGUUGACUCUAACCGUGUUUGUUUUCCUUCAAAAUAGACGGGGUUCAUUGUGCCAGACACCUUCAAACAUGAUUGUCUCAUCCUAGCUGGGAAGUUAAUGAAAGACUUCAAGAAUAGGAUGACAAAAGACAUCAUAAUGCCCGCGUUGAAAGAGAAUGAUCUGGGACGACUGGCACAAGUCCCUGAAAAGCACCCCGAGAUCGACGCUGCUGAUUGGUGCAAAUUUGUUGAAAGUCGACUAACUCCUGAAUUUCUGGAAUUGAGUAAGGUGCAACGUGAACGUUCCUCAAAAAUUCAAUCCAGACAUCGAAGUGGUCGGAGUGGAAUGGUGAACGUACGGGAAGUUGUGAAAAAGGACCUCGAAGUUGCAGAUCCCCCCCGCCACCGUGUUUGGAUUAAAUCUCGCACCAAGAGUAGAAAACUUGUCACUGAUUACGACAAGGAAAUUGCAGAGAAGAUAGCUCAAUUAGAAGAGAAGCUUAGUCAGGGACAAAUUCAGGUCCAGGGCCAAAACGAUAUCCCGACGCAGUGCGCUCGGACACCGCAGCAUCCCGGACGUGUCGUGGCCGCCGGGUAUGCUAUUACUUCAAAUGUUCCCGACUGUGGCAUCUCAACUCGUUCUACAGAAGAAAAGGGAAGUGUCUGA
Messenger RNA from Cannabis sativa, 1285 nucleotides. RefSeq lists its product as uncharacterized. NCBI's taxonomy places the organism in Eukaryota, Viridiplantae, Streptophyta, Magnoliopsida, Rosales, Cannabaceae. The transcript has 6 exons. Bases 737 to 1285 code for a protein of 182 amino acids. The record is from RefSeq and is a predicted model, not a curated record.